AUGUUCAACUCUGUGGACCUCAGCUGCUGGCUGAGCCGGGCUCUGGUGGGAGACCGCCCUCCAAGAGCCGCAGCUGGGAGGCUCCCUAAAGACAAAAGCUUCAUUUCUUCUCGGAUAGUCUGCAAGGACCAGCACAGGCAGGCUGGGGCGGCGGUGAAGAGGAACAGGGCAGGGACCAGCUUGGGGGAAGGGGCCGCACUGACAAGACACACAGUGUCCACCCUGGGCCUCCCCAUCCUCGGCCUCCGGGAGCAGAAGGACCUGCUGAGACGUAUCAGGUCGUACCGGGCCCCCAGGAAGCUCCAGGCCAACUCCCCGGAGUAA
This is a messenger RNA of Rangifer tarandus platyrhynchus (Svalbard reindeer), 324 nucleotides long. NCBI's taxonomy places the organism in Eukaryota, Metazoa, Chordata, Mammalia, Artiodactyla, Cervidae. The record is from the annotation of a GenBank genome assembly.